UACACAAUGGGGAAGUUAAGAGCCUUUUACAUUGAACUUGAAAACCCCAUAGGUACUAAUGUGAUGCACACGUAUAUCAUCUACGGAAAGUCUACAAUGGGAAAAUUAAGAGCCUUCUACAUUGAGCUUGAAAACCCCCAGGGAGUGAUCUUUGCAGGACAAAUCUUAAAUGGGAGGGUUGUUGUGGAACUGGGUGCAGAGAUGAAAAUGAGAGAAAUAAGGUUGACAUUCAAAGGCCUGGCUUAUGUACAUUGGACGGAGUCCCACACAACUGGCACAGGAAGUAAUAGCAGUACGGAAACUAGACAUUACAGUGCGACUGAAAAAUACUUCAACCAGUGUGUACCUGUCUUUGGAAGAGGUAUGGGGAAGGGUGGUGGUAACCGUCUACCUCCUGGCCAUCACGUCUAUCCAUUUUCCUUCCAACUUCCCCCCAAUCUACCCUCGUCAUUUGAAGGCGGUGUUGGAUAUGUACGGUACACUAUCAAAGGAACCAUUGACAAGCCGUGGAAGUUUGAUCAUACUACGAAGAGACCGUUCACUGUCAUUGCAUUGUUAGACUUGAACAUACAGCCUAACGCAGCGAGUGGGACCCAUAACCAGCAGCAUAGGUUCCUGUGUUGUCUGUGCUGUAGGUCAGGACCGAUAACAGGGAUGUUAAGACUGGACAGAGUGGGGUACGUCCCUGGUGAAGCAAUAACCUUCCAGGCAGAAAUCCAGAACAUGACCAGCAGAGUAUGUGGUACUCGUGUUAAGCUGUCUAUGACCACGAUAUUUCAUGCUACUACCAAAUCAAAAACAAAAACCAAAGAAAUUACAAGAGUAAAUCAUCCAGAUAUUCAACCAGGGGAAACAGAAAACUGGUCUGGGGACCGGCUCGUUAUCCCGCCACUACCGCCAUCCUUUCUGGUGGGAUGCAGAAUUAUUGAUAUAAUUACUUUAAUUGUUCAUCCGUCUGCUCCUCCGAGAGACCUCCAUGUGCCUUUGUUGAUCAUCAUUGGAACAAUACCUCUCCAGUCUGUUGUUCAACAGUACCAAACGCAAUAUGGUGUUUCAGCCACUGGACCACCCGCCUUACCUCCUCCCUACAGACCUGAGCCGUCAGCACCGCCUAUGGGUGGAGCUGUGCCAAUGACGAAUUUACAAAAAUACACAAUGGGGAAGUUAAGAGCGUUCUACAUUGAACUUGAAAACCCCCAGGGGGUAUUCUUUGCGGGACAAAUCAUAAAUGGAAGGCUGGUUCUGGAAUUAGACGCAGAAAUGAAGAUGAGAGAAGUAAGACUGACGUUUAAGGGAUUGGCUUAUGUGCACUGGUCAGAAAGACAUAGAACCGGAAGUGGAAAACACAGACGUACCACAACUAGACAUUACAGCGCCACAGAGAACUACUUCCACCAAAUUGUUCCCGUGUUUGGGAGAGGUAUGGGGAUGGGUGAUGAUAACCGUCUGCCCCCUGGCCAGCACGUCUAUCCAUUUUCCUUCCAACUUCCCCCCAACCUGCCCUCGUCAUUUGAAGGCGGUGUUGGAUAUGUACGGUACACUAUCAAAGGAACCAUUGACAAGCCGUGGAAGUUUGAUCAUACUACGAAGAGACCGUUCACUGUCAUUGCAUUGUUAGACUUGAACACACAACCCAACGCACAAAGUGGGACCCAAAACCAGCAGAAUAAGUUCCUAUGUUGUCUGUGCUGUAAGUCAGGACCGAUAGCAGGUAUGUUAAGACUGGACAGAGUGGGAUACGUCCCUGGUGAAGCAAUAACCUUCCAAGCGGAAAUCCAGAACAUGACCAGCAGAGUUUGCGGUACUUAUGUCAAACUUCAUAUGACCACAAUUUUCCAUGCUACAUCAAAAUCAAAGACAGUUUCUGCAGAAAUCAGUAGAAUUGGCCAUCAAGAUAUUCACCCGGGGGAGACAGAAAACUGGUCUGGGGACCGGCUUGUUAUCCCGCCACUACCGCCAUCCUACCUGGUGGGAUGCAGCAUCAUUGAUAUUAAUUACUACUUGGAGUUAAUUGUCGAUCCGUCUGGUCCCGCCUUAGACCUCCACGUGCCUUUGUUGAUCAUCAUUGGAACAAUACCUCUCCAAUCUGUUGUUCAACAGUACCAAACGCAAUAUGGUGUUUCAGCCACUGGACCACCCGCCUUACCUCCUCCCUCCGGGCCUGAGCCGUCAGCACCGCCUAUGGGUGGAGCUUCGCCAAUGUCGAAUUUACCGCCACCUAGCUACAAUGAGUGUGUUUUCGGUAAAACCAACAUCCGGGAAGAGGACGACUCUGAACAUACUCGGGGAGAGAUGGACUACGCCCCUGCCUAUACGUAUUAUGAUUGGUCAAAACAAUCACAGUUCAAGUGACUGAUAUUAAGAAUUGUAUUAUUUCUUACAGGACACAUGGGCAUUAUAAUGACUACAUUACCGUGCAUACUUCAUACUCAUACUGUACAGUUGUUUAGAGUACAAUAAUCGAUCCGUUUGCUUGCCUUAUCAGCAUUUGGGUAUUUAAAAGAAUAUAACAAAGCAUAUGAAAUCACUUCAAACCAAUUGCAACUGUGGAAAUUCAAAAUACAUGUAUAUAACAGUGUGACAUUUAACUCUGGACACGACAAAAGUCCGGAGUUUCGCCAACCCUUUUAUUAAGGAUACAAAUAAACCCUUUACAAAAAAAGAUGGGAUUUUAUGUCCACAAGACAUGCACCAACAUUUACACUUGUAACUAUUGUAGUUUUUAAGAUAUUUCACCUGAAAUCAAAAAAUCCCAUGGGAUUUUGGAGGGAUUUUUAAUCCCACUUGGGGGAUUUUCACUCCCACCAAAAAUCCCAUGGGAGAAAAAAUAUAAUUUCUCCCAUAGGAUUUUAACUCCCACAUUUAAAUUCAAAAUGGGAUACAAUGUCCCAUAGGAGGAAAUGUCCCAUAAUGAACAUGAAAUGGCAGUGAAUAUCCUAUUUGAGCAUGAAUGGGAAUAAAUAUCCCAAAUAAAACACAGGGUGGGGACUUUUAUCCCAUGAAUAUAGUAAUAAAGCAGAAAAUUGUAUCUUAAA
Messenger RNA from Ostrea edulis (European flat oyster), 3035 nucleotides. RefSeq lists its product as uncharacterized. Bases 7 to 2352 code for a protein of 781 amino acids. The transcript has 14 exons. The record is from RefSeq and is a predicted model, not a curated record. Gene Ontology annotation, biological process: protein transport. Gene Ontology annotation, cellular component: cytoplasm. Lineage: Eukaryota; Metazoa; Mollusca; Bivalvia; Ostreida; Ostreidae.